This is a messenger RNA of Anthostomella pinea, 861 nucleotides long. The record is from the annotation of a GenBank genome assembly. Lineage: Eukaryota; Fungi; Ascomycota; Sordariomycetes; Xylariales; Xylariaceae.
AUGGGGGAACUUCCAUCCAUCAAGCUCAACAAUGUCGAAGUCUUCAGACAGAAUGCCCAUUUCAACUACAAUUCUCAACAACUUAGCCAGGACUACUACUCGACCCCAAACCACGAUCAGGGCCAGCUCCUAGCGUUCGAUGCGGCUACUAGCAGUGGGCUGGCUGGAUUCGAGUACAACGAUUCAUACGCUGUAAAUCCACAGGACUUUGUUCUCCCAUACAUGAACAACAACCACAACUCUUUCAGCAGUGGAGGAGGUAGCGGUUACGGUCAUGGUUCUGCUUCAGCAAUCGACUCAGGAUACAGUCAGCACAGCAGUGGAGGAGGUAGUGGUUACUGCCAAGGCACAGAAUACGACCCGAACUUGGGAACAUACCCGCCUGUGGAGGACACAUUGUCUCUGCUGCAACUGAAUUACAGCAGCCAAGCAUCCCCGAUGCAAGGUUCGGACUUGAGUCCUUUCUACCCACAGUCUGAGAGUUACGCUGGGGGCCAGGGUCAUUUAUUCGGGUCGAGUUCGGCCGUACCUGGGAAGAUGGGAGCUCCAGCUCAGUAUGUACCAUUGCCUUCGCAGUGGUUAAACACCUUCGGCACCGGGGAAGCGAACGGCCGAUCAGGUUCACGUUCGGUGGCUCCAGAUGUGGGCAGUGCCACUGGCUUCAUGGAAUCAACAACGACAACCGCACUCACUUCGCCUAGUCAAAGUAGUGCAACCUUUCAGCAGACGAGAGCGGCGGCGGCGAACUUCAGUACUCCCGGGUCGCCAUUGCCGUGGCUGAACCGCCAGUGGCUACCACGGUCUCUGCUGCUGGAUCGUGGGACCAUCACUGGGUCGAAACCGAUAAAGGCGGACGUUUGA